AUGUUCGCGCUCCUCGCCUCGCUCCUGCUCGCCUCGCAGGCGCACGCCCAGCUCGUCGGCGGCAGCGGGCCCUCAGCGCCCGUGCUCUCCGCCACUGCCGCGACGGGCAGCUGGGCGCCCGCUGCCACGGCCGCGUCGCCCAAGCCGGCGCUCGACGGCACGGGCCGCCAGCUCUACAUCAACUCGGCAAACGACUUCUGCCUCCUCAUGCCGCCGGACCCGACGACGCAGAACCUCGUCGAUGCCGAGGCCGAUGCCGUGGCGUACUGCAUCAACCCAAUGAACGGCACGCGGCCCAUGCCCGACGGCUUCAUCGUCUCGGCGCACUUCAAGAAGGCCGCCGGCUACAAGCAGAUCAUCGGCCAGUACAACCCCGCCGUGAUGAACCUCGGCAGCGGCGCCAGCCCCGACUGUGGCGGCGAGUACGACAGCUACGGCGCGCAGGGCGUCGGCAACCCCGUCGGCGCGGCCGUGACGGGCGCGGUGGACUACCAGCAGUUCCUCGGCGGCUGCGACAUCCCGGGCAAGUACACCUUUGCGCUGCGUGCCUGCACGGACGAGAACACACACGGCGCCCUGUGUGACCACACCUACGACCUCAUGGGCAUGCUCUACACGCAGCCCAGCAACUACGAGGACGCUGGCUUCGACGACUGCGAGGUGACGGACACGACGCCGCUCUCGGUGCUGCCCAACGGCAGCACCUUCCGCCAGGGCGAUAGCACCACUCCGCUGCCCUCGGCGUACCGGCAGGCGCCGAGCAGCAGCAACUGCGUGGCGAAGCAGAGCCCGGCGCCCAGCGGCGUCACGUACACCUGGAACCAGGCGGCCGCACAGCAGACCACCGGCGCCUCGUCCUCGUCGCGCGGCGGAAGCUCCGGCUCGAGCAGCAGGCCCGCAGCCACCUCCUCGGGCUCCUCGGGCAGCACCGGCGGCGCCGCCGCUGGCGCAGUGCCGGCUGCCGGUCUGGCGCUCGGCGCGUGUGCUGCGGCCGCCAUGAUGGGCGCCAUGCUGCUGUAGACGUGUGCACGCAUUGCUGCCCCUCCUUCGCCUCGCUCGAGAAAAGCACUGUUUGUGGUGGGCUGCUCCAGCCCAUCACGUCUCACGACUCCCUUUCCACUCUAGCACGCCUGUUUGACGCCCUCACCUGACGCUGCUAAUUGAUGCGUCUCUGCUGC
Molecule: messenger RNA, 1178 nt
Organism: Tilletiopsis washingtonensis
Lineage: Eukaryota; Fungi; Basidiomycota; Exobasidiomycetes; Entylomatales
Exons: 11
Coding region: 1-1020 (339 amino acids)
Source: RefSeq, a predicted model, not a curated record